Molecule: messenger RNA, 2679 nt
Organism: Capsicum annuum
Lineage: Eukaryota; Viridiplantae; Streptophyta; Magnoliopsida; Solanales; Solanaceae
Product: general transcription and DNA repair factor IIH helicase subunit XPB1
Exons: 20
Coding region: 137-2437 (766 amino acids)
Biological process (GO): transcription initiation at RNA polymerase II promoter; nucleotide-excision repair
Cellular component (GO): nucleotide-excision repair factor 3 complex; transcription preinitiation complex; transcription factor TFIIH holo complex
Molecular function (GO): ATP binding; DNA binding; hydrolase activity
Source: RefSeq, a predicted model, not a curated record
UUCUCCUAAGCACCCAGACUUAUUAAGUAUUUGCCAAUUUACCUCAAAACCGCCAUUACAACUCUAUAAAACCACAGAGAGAAUAUCUCCAAGCUCAAAUUUGGGAUUCAACAAUCAAAUUACAACCAUUUCAGAAAUGGGUCAUCACGGACACGGUGAGAAAGGUCGACCAAGUAAGAAGAUCAAGUUUGCUUCUAAGGAGGAAUAUAGAGCUUCAGCUGCUGCUGAUGAUCAGUAUGAAGAAGGGGGUGAUGAUUUUCAUGAUGGUGAGAGGGAAGGGAAGAAGAUGGAUUUCACUAAACUGGAACUCAAACCCGAUCAUGCGAAUCGUCCAUUGUGGGCUUGCGCAGAUGGAAGAAUUUUCCUUGAAACCUUCUCUCCAUUAUAUAAGCAAGCCUAUGAUUUUCUCAUUGCUAUUGCUGAGCCUGUUUGCAGGCCGGAGUCGAUGCAUGAGUACAACUUGACGCCUCACUCGUUGUAUGCAGCUGUGUCAGUUGGUCUUGAAACUGAAACUAUAAUAGCUGUUUUGAGCAAAUUGUCAAAGACCAAGCUUCCCAAAGAGAUGAUUGAUUUUAUUCAUGCUUCUACUGCUAAUUAUGGAAAAGUGAAGCUUGUACUUAAGAAGAAUCGGUAUUUCAUUGAAUCUCCAUUUCCAGAGGUUUUGAAAAGAUUGCUUGCGGAUGACAUCAUAGCAAAAGCUAGGAUUUCGUCUGAGGGGAUGCAUGGAAAUGAUGGGUUUACUGUAAGCAAACCCGUGAAUGAAAUUGAAGGUGGACAUGAUGAGUUGAUAAACGAAGUAGAUGUGGCAGCUGCGGCUGAAGAAAAAGAAACUCAUUCAUUUGAAAUAAACCCUGACCAGGUUGAAAAUGUGAAGCAGCGGUGUCUACCAAAUGCUUUGAAUUAUCCGAUGAUGGAGGAGUAUGACUUCAGGAAUGACACAGUUAAUCCUGAUCUUGAUAUGGAGUUAAAGCCUCAAGCACAGCCACGGCCUUAUCAAGAGAAGAGUCUUAGUAAGAUGUUUGGAAAUGGAAGAGCAAGAUCUGGAAUUAUAGUGCUGCCUUGUGGUGCCGGAAAGUCUUUAGUAGGUGUUUCUGCAGCAAGCAGAAUAAAAAAGAGCUGCCUGUGUUUAGCAACAAAUGCUGUGUCUGUGGAUCAAUGGGCUUUCCAGUUUAAGUUGUGGUCUACUAUCCGAGAAGAGCAGAUAUGUCGUUUCACAUCUGACAGCAAAGAAAGAUUCCGUGGUAAUGUCGGUGUGGUGGUGACAACAUAUAACAUGGUUGCUUUUGGUGGCAAACGUUCUGAAGAAUCUGAGAAGAUCAUUGAAGAAAUAAGAAAUAGAGAAUGGGGUUUACUACUCAUGGAUGAGGUGCACGUGGUUCCUGCACAUAUGUUUCGAAAGGUUAUUAGUAUCACGAAAUCACACUGCAAACUUGGGCUUACUGCUACGCUUGUCAGAGAAGACGAAAGGAUCACAGAUCUGAACUUUCUUAUUGGUCCCAAGUUGUAUGAAGCAAAUUGGUUGGAUUUAGUGAAAGGAGGAUUUAUUGCAAAUGUACAAUGUGCUGAGGUGUGGUGUCCUAUGACGAAGGAAUUCUUUGCUGAAUAUUUGAAAAAAGAGAACUCAAAGAAGCGACAAGCACUUUAUGUGAUGAACCCAAAUAAGUUCAGGGCUUGUGAGUUUCUUAUCCGCUUUCAUGAACAGCAGCGUGGGGACAAGAUCAUUGUCUUCGCCGACAAUCUUUUUGCACUUACCGAGUAUGCAAUGAAGCUUCGGAAACCUAUGAUCUAUGGUGCUACCAGCCACGUUGAAAGAACUAAAAUUCUUGAUGCAUUUAAAACUAGCAAGGAAGUUAACACCAUAUUCCUUUCCAAGGUGGGUGAUAACUCCAUUGAUAUUCCUGAGGCGAAUGUUAUAAUACAAAUUUCGUCGCAUGCUGGUUCAAGACGACAAGAAGCUCAACGUCUAGGGCGUAUUCUCAGGGCCAAGGGGCGGCAUCAAGAUAGGAUGGCAGGAGGUAAAGAGGAGUAUAAUGCGUUCUUUUACUCCCUCGUCUCAACAGAUACCCAGGAAAUGUACUACUCAACCAAAAGACAACAGUUCUUGAUCGAUCAAGGUUAUAGCUUUAAGGUGAUCACAAGUUUGCCACCUGCUGAUUCUGGGCCUGAGUUAUCUUACCAUCGUCUUGAUGAUCAGCUUCAACUUCUCGGAAAGGUACUGAGUGCUGGUGAUGACGCAGUCGGUUUGGAGCAGCUCGAUGAAGAUGCAGAUGACGUAGCUCUUCAAAAAGCCCGUCGUUACUCAGGUUCUAUGAGUGCCAUGUCAGGAGCUAAAGGAAUGGUUUAUAUGGAGUACAACAGUGGAAAGAAAGGCCUUAUUAAAAGCAAGCCUAAAGAUCCAACCAAGAGACAUCAAUUAUUCAAGAAACGAUUUGGUUGAUUCAUACAUUGAUACUACAUUUCUCCCUUGUCAUCUAAUUUGUGAUUCACCGGAGCGACGAGACCUUGUAAGCUUCUUUUUCAAGUGUCGGUAGCGGAGGUUCGCGUAAGAAGCAAGGCAACCGCUUGUUUUGGUUGUACGUUAGGAAGAAUUUGAGGUAUAUGAAACAUUUAUAUCAAUGUAACAAGCAUGUAAACUUUAUGAUGUUAUUUGGUUAUUUCUAAUGUUCUGCUUUUCUAUUC